AUUGAUGAAAUUGAAGCUCUUUCAUCCAUAUAUGGUGAAGAUUGGUGUGUUGUUGAUGAAGAUGAAAAAAUCUAUUGCAUUAAGAUUAAUGAUUGUCUGGAUCGACCAAAAUGGACCCUCUGUCUGCAGGUGAUUUUGCCGCCAGGAUAUCCAACUGCAGAGCCACCUAUUUAUCAACUAAAUGCCCCUUGGCUUCGAGGACAAGAUUAUAUGGAACUAGCAAAUAGCUUGGAAGAAAUAUAUGUGCAGAACCUUGGUGAAAGUAUACUUUAUUUAUGGGUGGAGAAGAUACGAGAAGUUCUGAUAGAAAAGGCACAGUCAUCAGAUCCAGAACCAGAUACUAAGAAAACCAGUGAAGAAGAUGGAGAUGAUUUUCUCCUAGACUAUCAGCCCAUUCAGGAAGAUCCAAUUAAAACGUUAAAUUGCAUUACAUCUGAAAGUCAAGAAGAUGAAGAGCUGCCAUCCAUACAUCAUGGAAACCCAAUCACAGAUCGAAGGAGUACUUUCCAGGCACAUCUGGCUCCUGUGGUGACACCCAGACAAGUAAAGAGAGUUCUUGAAAAAUUGUAUGAGAAUAAGAAAAUUGCAAGUGCUACCCACAACAUAUAUGCAUACAGAAUAUACUGUGAAGAUAAGCAGACGUUCUUACAGGAUUGUGAAGAUGAUGGGGAGACAGCAGCAGGUGGACGUCUUCUUCAUCUUAUGCAGAUUUUGAACGUCCGCGAUGUGUUGGUCGUAGUAUCGCGCUGGUAUGGAGGUAUUCUGUUAGGACCAGAUCGUUUUAAACAUAUAAACAAUUGUGCAAGAAACAUACUCGUGGAAUACAACUAUGUACAUUCAGUGGAAGAGUCAUCUAAACAAGCAGGAAAGAGCAAAAAGAUAAGGAAAGACAACAAGAAGAGAACAGAAGACUAAUUUUUUAAAAACUAGGAAAGAUUAUUUUGCACAUAUUUAUACAAAGAAAACAUGGACACUAUUGCCUUAUCCAAUACAACAGAUAUUUUGUAUUCAAAAGAUAAUUCAGUAAAGCUAUAGAUAUAUUUU
Messenger RNA from Antrostomus carolinensis (chuck-will's-widow), 1044 nucleotides. RefSeq names its product impact RWD domain protein (gene IMPACT). Lineage: Eukaryota; Metazoa; Chordata; Aves; Caprimulgiformes; Caprimulgidae. Gene Ontology annotation, cellular component: cytoplasm. The annotation marks the transcript as partial. Gene Ontology annotation, molecular function: protein binding. Gene Ontology annotation, biological process: GCN2-mediated signaling; regulation of translational initiation. The transcript is spliced from 10 exons. The record is from RefSeq and is a predicted model, not a curated record.